Molecule: messenger RNA, 1641 nt
Organism: Sitophilus oryzae (rice weevil)
Lineage: Eukaryota; Metazoa; Arthropoda; Insecta; Coleoptera; Curculionidae
Product: histone-binding protein RBBP4-like
Exons: 8
Coding region: 165-1463 (432 amino acids)
Biological process (GO): regulation of gene expression
Cellular component (GO): NuRD complex; nucleus; ESC/E(Z) complex
Molecular function (GO): histone binding
Source: RefSeq, a predicted model, not a curated record
UUGUAUGACAGAUGACGGCUGUUAUUGGUUAUUGGAAUUUGGCAUUUAAUUUAUAGAAAAAUUGAGAUAAAAAUUAACAAUUUUGAGUGAAAAGAAGUUAUUUAAACGUUUGUAUGUAUGGUAUCGAUUUGAAAAAAGUAUUACAAAGGCUGUAGAUUGAAAAUAUGGCCACCGUUGGUGAUAAAGGGGAUGCAGAAACGUUUGAUGAUGCUGUAGAAGAAAGGGUAAUCAAUGAGGAAUACAAGAUAUGGAAACGAAACACCCCUUUUCUGUACGAUUUGGUGAUGACCCAUGCCUUAGAGUGGCCCUCUUUAACAGCCCAGUGGUUACCUGAUGUUACCCGACCCGAAGGAAAGGACCAUUCACUACACAGAUUGAUUUUGGGCACACAUACAAGCGACGAACAAAAUCAUUUACUAAUUGCAAGUGUUCAAUUGCCAAAUGAAGAUGCCCAGUUUGAUGCAUCACAUUAUGAUAAUGAAAAAGGAGAAUUUGGUGGCUUUGGAUCUGUUUCAGGAAAGAUAGAGAUUGAAAUUAAGAUAAACCAUGAAGGAGAAGUGAAUAGAGCCAGAUAUAUGCCCCAAAAUCCGUGUGUUAUAGCCACUAAAACACCAUCGAGUGAUGUUUUAGUGUUUGAUUAUACAAAGCAUCCUUCUAAACCUGAUCCCAGUGGAGAAUGUCAUCCAGAUUUGAGACUGAGGGGCCACCAGAAGGAGGGUUAUGGAUUAUCUUGGAACCCCAAUCUCAAUGGUUAUUUAUUAUCAGCUAGUGAUGAUCAUACAAUUUGUCUGUGGGAUAUCAAUGCCACACCUAAAGAAAACAGAGUUAUUGAUGCAAAAACCAUUUUCACAGGUUGUCAUACAGCUGUUGUUGAAGAUGUGGCAUGGCAUUUACUGCAUGAAAGUUUGUUUGGUUCAGUAGCUGACGAUCAGAAACUGAUGAUUUGGGAUACAAGAUGUAACAAUACAAGUAAACCUUCCCAUACUGUUGAUGCUCACACAGCAGAAGUCAACUGUUUAAGUUUUAAUCCAUAUUCAGAGUUUAUCUUGGCUACAGGUUCGGCUGAUAAAACAGUAGCUUUAUGGGAUUUGAGGAACCUCAAGCUAAAACUGCACAGUUUUGAAUCACAUAAAGAUGAAAUUUUCCAAGUCCAAUGGUCGCCACAUAAUGAAACGAUUUUGGCAUCGUCAGGAACAGAUAGGAGGCUUCAUGUUUGGGAUUUAAGUAAAAUAGGUGAAGAACAAAGUGCUGAGGAUGCAGAAGAUGGUCCACCAGAAUUGCUGUUUAUUCACGGAGGCCAUACAGCUAAAAUAUCUGAUUUUAGUUGGAAUCCGAAUGAGCCCUGGGUAAUAUGCUCGGUAUCCGAGGAUAACAUAAUGCAAGUGUGGCAAAUGGCUGAAAAUAUUUACAACGAUGAAGAACCAGAACAGCACACUCCAGAUCCUGAAGUUCCUGCUUCAUAAUACGCAAAAUAAUCAAAUUUAAAUUGUAUAUCAUUGUGCACGUUUUAUGUGAACUAUUUUAGUUAAUUUUAACAAAAUUUUGUCUUUUUUUAGUGAUGUUUAACAUUAUUUACAUUUUUUAUCGCUGUAAAACUUUAUAUAAAUGAAGCAAUAAAGAUGGUUAAUUUUUUAAUACACA